Notolabrus celidotus (New Zealand spotty) is the source of this 2625-nucleotide messenger RNA. RefSeq names its product CLN5 intracellular trafficking protein (gene cln5). NCBI's taxonomy places the organism in Eukaryota, Metazoa, Chordata, Actinopteri, Labriformes, Labridae. The transcript is spliced from 4 exons. The coding region runs from base 94 to 1086 and encodes 330 amino acids. Gene Ontology annotation, molecular function: hydrolase activity, acting on glycosyl bonds. Gene Ontology annotation, biological process: lysosome organization. The record is from RefSeq and is a predicted model, not a curated record. Gene Ontology annotation, cellular component: lysosome; lysosomal membrane.
GAUGAGGAAGUGAGUUCCAGAGAGGAAGGAUCAUGGGAAGGGAGUCUUCACCAUAACUUCUGCUUUUAUCUGUCUUUCCUUUGAUUAAACAUCAUGAUCCACACGGAGGCUGUUGUGGGUUUAGCCCUGCUUCUUUUCCUCCAUGUCGUUGCUCAGGUCAGGAGUAAUGGACGGACGGUGUGGCCCGUUCCUUACAGGCGGUUUGAUCAUCGGCCUGAAGCAGACUCUUACUGUGAAGCUCUCUACCCAUUCUGUCCCACGGGAGACCGAGACGGACGGUUCCCCUACAUGAGAGACAGCGACGUCAUCUCAGUUUAUCGCCUGCAAACACCCGUGUGGGAAUUCAAGUAUGGAGAUCUGCUGGGGAAAUUUCGUAUCAUGCACGAUGCCGUUGGCUUCAGCAGCUCAGAAACAGGUAGUAACUACACCAUGGAGUGGUACGAGCUGUUCCAGCUGGGUAACUGCACCUUCCCUCACAUCAGGCCGGAGGUUUACGCUCCUUUCUGGUGCAACCAAGGAGCCGCCUGCUUCUAUGAAGGCAUCGACGACUUACACUGGUCACAAAAUGGCACUUUGGAGAAGAUAGCAGAAAUCACAGGGAAUCAGUUCAAUGACUUGGCCCAGUGGGUCCAGGACGACAAUGCGACAGGGAUCUACUAUGAGACGUGGACGGUGCACUCUGACCCCAGCCCUAACGCCACAGUGUGGUUCGAGUCCUACGACUGCUCACAGUUUGUCCACCGCACGUACAAGAAACUGACCGAGCUGGGAGCAAAGCUGUCCAGCAGAUCACAAACAAACUACACAAAGAUCUACCUGUACAGCGGAGAGCCCGUCUACCUGGGCAACGACAGCGCCAUAUUCGGACAGCCGGCUUUGAAGAAUCUGGCGGUGGACAUCCGUAGAUUUUACCACACCUUCAGACCACACCAGUCGUUCACAGACUUUGCCCUCAGCCUGCUGGAGGCUUAUGAAAAGAUAGUUCUGGAGAAAAGCUUUUACCUCUACUACAACUUUGAGUACUGGCACCUGCCAAUGAAGUCUCCUUAUGUGAAGAUUACAUAUGAAGAGGUGCCUUUGCCUUAAAUUUAUUUUGUGAUGUUUACAACAAACGCUGCAAGUAUUUGAUAAUUUUAGGGAUGCACAAAGCUGCCUUGGGGUCCAUUACUUGGACUUAAGCUGAUACCAGUGACUUACUAAUAAGCUAAUUCGUACUCUGUGAAAGAGUCCUUGGAUAAUUCAUUCAUUUUUAACUAUUUGAAACAUCAGCUUUGACACAUCGCUCACAAAAAAUGUAAAAACUUUACAGAUUUUUUUUUUUUAAGUUAUAUUUUUGGCUUUACACCUUCAUUGAUAGAGGAGAGGACAGUGGAUAGUGUAGGAAACUGGGAGAGAGUGGGGGAAUGGCAUGCAGGAAGGAGGCUGCAGACUGGCCAAACCCAGGCUGCCCUCUACAUGGGCGUGCAACUUAACCAGUCAGCUAAGUCCGCGCCCUGCAGAUUUUUUUUACCUACUUUUUGGUAUAACAUGCCUGAAACACGUUAAGUCCAAACAACCCACAUGUGAGCCUCCCCCUCUUGCAGACACGGUAGCUCCUUUAUUCUUAUAUUGAGGAUAACGGCUAACCAAGUGCACAUCAGAUCUGCAACAAUUACACUUCUUCUCCCCCUUACCUAAUCCAGCUAUUUCAGUCGGUAUCACAUCAAUCUCAGACUCACUGGCUGUUAUCUACAACAACAAAGCCUCUGAGAGUGAUCAACAACUUUUCAAGACUUGUGGUGUAGCCUGUGUUUAGGGGUAAAAGACUUUCCACCAUGACCUCCUUAUUUGUGUAUUACCUUCAAUUACAAUCUGACAAGAAACUUUGUGAGAGCGAUGGAAUUGGUUUUGAGAUUCAUAGUCUGAGAGCAGAUUGAAAGCUGCACUCGCACAUAUCUGUUUAACAACAAUAAUUUAGACUGAAUCAUCUUUAUAUUACCACCUAGAGAGUGUAGGAUUGCAUUAUGCCCGAUGUGUCCUGCUCUGUUGCUCUCCACGCUGACUGUUUUCUGCUUGCAGCUGAAGCCUUCUGAAGCACUGAUGGACUCGCUCCUGCAGACUUACUUUUAUAAAGAAUCUGUGAGGAGAGAUCAGAGUAUCAGACCGAUAUCAAAUUAGUAUUCAGUUGGUGAAUCCUUAUGAUAAAUGUUUGUUUUUCUUGUUUAAUUAAUUGCACAAAAGCCAAAGAUAUUAAAAGUCAAAAUAAAAUCUUGAGGAAAGAAGAAAAUCUUGAGUUUUUGCUGGAUUAAAAAAUGUGAUAUGUAAAGGAAUUAGCUGUAAGCUUUCAAAGUUUACUCUUGACCAUUGAUACAGCAGUCCAGAGAACAACAAGUCACUGAAGUUAGUAUUUUAGUGGUGUCUGCAUACCAAGUGCAAAUGUAGUGAAGUUGUUCUCUUGAUAGCAGUUCAAAUGUAACUACUCAUGUCAGUGUUUGGUCUGUACAAACUUUUAGGUAUGCCCAUAUUGCCUUCCUCAGUUAACACUGGUAAAGCAUUUUUUAAGUACAUGGUCUUUAAGAGUGUUUCAAGUGAGAAUAAGAACUGGAAUAUAAAAAUGAUCAUGCAUUAAUAAAAGGUAAACUAUCA